AUAACAGUCAGUCGACAGGUGAAUAUUGACAGCGCCACACGCUUAUUAGAAUCACUCGGAACCAGAACCAGAACCAUACAAAAAUCACAGCUUUACAAUGAUUUCUCGAGUUCUGUUGGUAGGACUAGCUUUUGCAUGUGCAAUUGAAAUAAGUUGUGGUCAAGGGAUUUUUGAUCGUCGUCAAGCGGCACCACCUCCCAAUGACGCCGGACAGAUAAAAGUUAUAAACGGAAAAGUCAAAAGAUACGAACGUUUAACGGUACCGAUACUUGGCUAUAACCCAGGACAUACCCUAUAUUAUAAUAUUAAUGAAAAUAUGUGGCAAGCCUCUGCGACAAUCGUGCCAGAUGCUCCCGAUUCCCCAAUUACAGGAUCGGUAACAUUUAACCAAUGGCCAGCAAAUAAUUAUGUCAAACUUUCAAUUAACGUGACAGGACUUCCGGUGGGAAAGCACGCCUUCCACAUCCACACCUUUGGAGAUGUUAGCAUGGGCUGCAAAUCCACUGGUGGCCAUUUCCCCAACAAUUUUAUUGGCAAUGUUGACACAAAAGAAGAUGGCAGUAUUUCGAGUGUGUUCCUUAGCUCUUACCUAACGCUGUUUGGUAUCCACGGAAUCAUUGGACGUUCAAUUGUGAUUCAUAGCAAACCGAUUGACAUUAAUAAUUCCCUGAACGCCGAGGUCUUCUCUUCGUCACUGCAAGCGCUACCCGAUGCAGUGGCAUUUCAGAACGAAGAGAAUUCCGUGGGGCCAGCGAUUGCGUGCGGUGUAAUUAGUAUAACUAGUAGUAAUGGCGGUAUGAUGAAUGGAGGCAUGAUGCCUCCUCCACCAACUUUGUAAAUUUGUUUUAUUUUUUUAUUUUUUUGAUCAAAUGAGAGUAUAAUAAUAAAAUUUCUAAUUCUAUUUGCUGUGCAAAUAUAAA
This is a messenger RNA of Eupeodes corollae, 920 nucleotides long. Its product is annotated as superoxide dismutase [Cu-Zn]. NCBI's taxonomy places the organism in Eukaryota, Metazoa, Arthropoda, Insecta, Diptera, Syrphidae. Gene Ontology annotation, biological process: removal of superoxide radicals. Gene Ontology annotation, molecular function: copper ion binding; superoxide dismutase activity. Bases 98 to 838 code for a protein of 246 amino acids. The record is from RefSeq and is a predicted model, not a curated record. The transcript is spliced from 3 exons.